CAACUAAAGGUACAUUUGUUUGGACAAAUAUAAUGAUGAUAACAAAUAUAGCUCAUAAGAGUUUAAUUGAAGAGCUGAUAUCAAGCAACUUCCAUGGUUUUCUUGGUAAUAACCAAAAUCACUUAAGUUCUUACAUGAAUAGCUAUAGCAUUGUACUGCCAAAAAAUGUAACUCUUAUGAGCUAUUUUUGUUGUCAUUGUUAUAUUUGUCCAAACAAAGGUGCCUUUACUUGUAUCAGACAUUAAAAUGAACAAGAAACUGAAGAAACAAGGGUGGUCUAAUCAUUUCAAUGACUGUAGGUGAAAAAGACUAUUAUUAGUAUCAACUUCACGCUUUGUUUUAUUGCUGUUCAGUAUUUAUUUUAUUCUAUUUUCUUAUUCUUAUCUCUCAUGUCUUACCUUGGUUGUUUUAUUUUGUGAUGAAGGGAUUAAGUUCAUUCUGACAUUUUUGCACAGCUGCUGGAAAUGUGAAUGUCCCUUGGAGAUGAAUAAAGUAUCUAUCUGUAUAAAUGUUGUGACAUCUUUUGAAAUUUCAUCUUUAUGACAUGGACAUGAUACCGCAUCUGACCCGCCCCUAGCUAGAUGAGCCCGCGCAACACUUAAAAACAUAACAGGCUUCGCUACACCUCUUAAAUCAAGCUCUGCCGACUAUCUGUCAGUUGUGGGAGCUGUACAGUAAGUUUGAACACAUUUUUAAAUAUAUUUUUAAUAACUAAAUGCUGUAUAACUAUUAUACAGGUCAGUACAUGUUUCCAAGGAUUUUUUUUGUUUUGUUUUUAUUUUUGGACAAAGUAUAAUAGUAGACGAUGGAUUAAAAAUCUGGCUAAGGACAUAUUUUUGAUAUUCAACUACAUUUCUAAAUAUAAAUGAUAUGGUUUGUAUUUUUAAGUUUAAUUAGAUUUUUAUUUGAAUUAUUCCCUAAUAUCCUAUUCCUAAUAUCCUAAUUGUUUAUUUUUCUUUUUUCCCCCUUGGUUAUGUUUUGGUGCUGGCAGUCUUUAGUGGUUUUGGGGUUUUUAAAUAAUAAAAAAAACACACACAAGCACAGAGUUGCGCUGCAAAUGAAGGACCGGACCUCGGACACCGCUGCAGUACAACUUAACUAAAAGCCAACAAAAGUUUUUAAAAAUGAACUGUAAAUUCCAGUACAUUUAGAAAAAAUGUUCAAAUUUGGGACUUUUCAAUAUUCAGUUUUGAGCUUUAUUAACAUUUUGGAAUUUGCGUUGUAACUGUUCAAUAAUGGAAUGAAGCGUCAGAUACAACUUGCCUAAUAACUGAGCACACAAUGUAGACAGGCAUAGACAGACCCCACCCCCUUCUCUUUGCCACGCCCCCUGUCCUACUCCCCCCCUCCUCAGUGUUUGAUCCUCAGGGACAUGAAGCCUCAGCAUUCCACUCAUUCCAGCCUUCCAACAAUCACCCACUGAGUCUUUAUGAGCAGUCUGCGCGCUCGGAGGACACAAGGAGGCACGGACACGGAGGGACACGCGUGGAGCGCAAGUUCCUCACUUUUGGACUGGACUUGAGGAGAAACUUCAUUGACCAUUACUGCAACACUGUUGGAGCAUUUCGUGUUCGAAAAAGUGGGAUGAGACCAGGAUUGGCUUCGUUGUGAUUCCUGACCUGUGCCAAGUAAAGUCCCCUCUCUGGGCCGUCCCCUCUGACAUGAGAACCGCCGAGGCCGCCCCCGCGACGGUCCUGCACCGCCUCAUCCAGGAGCAGCUCCGCUUCGGGAAGCUGGCGGACACACGUGCACUGUUGGCGAUCCAGCAGCAGGCCCUGCGUGGGGGGGGACGUGCAGGUGUUGGAGGCGGCGACGGCGGAACAAGCGCCGGUAGUCCUCUCUCCUCUCUAGAGAGCCUGGCCCAGGAGGAGUCCCCGUACAUGCACGUGUCCACCAGGCAGGAUCCUCAAGGCCAGGAGUACCAGGGGAGCAGUGUGCAGCAGGAAAAGCCGCUGAGGAAUUCCAUGCAGCUCCAUGGAGAGGAGCUUCCCACCUACGAGGAGGCCAAGUACCUGAUGUCCCAGAAGGGGGACACGAUGUCUGGGUGUGCUGAGAGAGGACAAUGGGAUGCCAAACGGGAGCACGCUCGCUCUCUCAGCGAGCGCCUCAUGCAGCUGUCUCUGGAGAGGAGCACACAGGAGAACAUUUGGGCUCUGAGCUCCUCACUCAGCUUCCCUCAGCUCUACAGCACCGCAAAUGUCCCUGAAGGACCUCCACUGGACCCGAGAGGACCGCCACCGGAAUACCCUCUGUGUCCCAGCAAGCUUCCCCAGGAAGUCUGCUUCCAAGAACCUCCUCCCCCCUUCCACCCUCAACACAGGAAUGCUCACAAUCCCAUGACGGUGGCUCCCAGCGACGUGUUGAUGCGGGAGAACCAAAGGCUGAGGCAGGAAGUGGAGAUGUACGCCGAGAAGGCGGCACGCUUCAAUAAGCUGGAGAAGGAGAUUGAAAGGAUUUCGGAGGCUUACGAGACGUUGAUGAAGGGCUCGGCCAAGCGGGAAGCUCUGGAGAAGACGAUGAGGAACAAGCUGGAGGCCGAGAUGAAGAGGAUGCACGACUUCAACCGGGACCUGAGAGGUACAUUGUUGAGUGAAAAGCGCAACCACACCGACUGCGGCGGUGUGACGGCGACUUGUCUUUUUCCAGAACAACUGUGCUCAGCCACCAAACACAGAGCGGCCAUGGAAGCAGAAUGCUCGGACCGCAAGCAGCACGUCUUCCUGAAGCUGCUGGAGCAAAAUGAGGAGCAGCAGCGGGAGAAGGAACGACUGGAGAGGAACAUCCAGCACUUGCGUCUCUCGGCCGAGGAAAGCCAGCGAGCACGCGAGCUCCUGGAGAAGGCGCUGCUGUCAUCGCACGCUCGCAACCGGCAGCUGGAGGAGGAGCUUCAGAGGAAGCGGGCCUACGUGGAGAAGGUGGAGCGCCUUCAGAGCUCGCUGGCCCAGCUGCAGGCGGCGUGCGAGAAGCGGGAAGCGCUGGAGCUGCGGCUGCGCACCAGGCUGGAGCAGGAACUGAAGAGCAUGCGCACGCAACAGAACCAGACCUCAGGCGCAGUGGCUUCUGUGGCAAGCUCCUCCUUGUCGCAGCAGCAGCUGAGGGAGCGGGAGGAGCGUAUCUUGGCCCUGGAGGCUGACAUCACCAAGUGGGAGCAGAAAUAUCUGGAGGAGAGCACCAUGAGGCAGUUUGCCAUGGACGCUGCCGCCACCGCUGCAGCACAGAGAGACACAACCAUCAUCAACAACUCGCCUGGACAUUCACCUGACAGCAGUUUUAACGAGGAUCUGCCUCCUUCCAGUCCCAGACACCAGGAGAUGGAGAACAGAAUCCGAGCCUUGCAUGUUCAGCUCCUGGAGAAGGACGCCGUGAUCAGGGUCCUCCAGCAGCGCUCCAGGUGGGAGCAGAGCAAGCUGGAGAAACAGGGCCUCCGGCUGGCCAGGUCCGUCCCAUCCAUCUCCACAGCGAGCGGCAGCAUCGAAACAAAAGCAAAGAGCCUCUCGGAUGACCAGACAAGUGGCGCCGUGCUGCGACGGCGGGACUCCAGCACCCAAUGUGACGAGGCCCCGCUCAGGACGGCUGCCACCGACACCUCAGAGGAACCGGACCUCGGAGGAGUGAAGAGCAUCAACAGAACAGAUGCAGACAUGGUGGAGAUCCUCAUUUGAUCCUCAUCCACGUGACUCUGAAGAAGCUUUCCAACCUUGCAGAGUUGGGCUCACAAGCCCAAAACACCUCAAGGAAUGUGAGAUGUUAGCACACGUGUGUCUGUGUCUUAUUUAUUUCUUAUGUGUCAUCGCUGCUCAUGUUGUUCAUGCUUUUUAUUAUUGUUUAUUAUUAUUUAAAUUUAAAUUUAAAUGAAGCAAUGGGAGUGAUUGUCGUGGGUGGAAGCAUCUCUUCUGUGUAACAGAGCGACAUAUUUAAAUUAUUAUUUAUCUUUGGCUUGCAGCGUAGCAGAUCAUCCAGACGUGUCGAAAGUCCAUUUAGUUGUUCUUUUAAAGACUUUAUAGCAGAUCCGAAAGGAAAAACAAGUACAAUCUGAUGCAAUAAUGCUUUUUUAUCGUCACGAUCUUGUCUUCCUACCAUGCCAAUGCUGACAUUGGCAAAGCAUGGUGGUAGCGUCAUGGCCUGGGGCAGCACAAGUGCUGCCGGCACUGGGGAGCUGCGGUUUACUGAGUGGAAACAAAUGUACUGUGAUGUGUAAAAGAAAAACAACAAAAAACACAAGAUGAUGUUUUUAAAAAUAGCUGGUACUAGCAAGAUAACUGUCUUGCCUGCAUUGUUUUCUGUGGCUGCACGAGUGCUGCUGUGUUAAAAACGUGAGAUCUGAUUGACAAGAUUAGAAAAGUGGACGUCCCUUUUUAAAAGAAUUAUUUGUGUGAAACAGGGUCAUUGGCGGUUUUAGCUAUGGAACACUUGGACAAUUGCCCAUAGGGGCAUUCUUUAGGGGGUGCAGCAAGGACUAGGUGGAAAAAAAAAUUAUAUUUAUAUUUGCUCAUUUUCUCGUUCGUGUGUGGGCCCUCUACAGGCGGGAUACGGGUGUACCUUAUACAUGUUCACAUGGAGUGGAUACAGCUAAACCGAAUCUCGAACAGAGCAUGACUCUCUUACUACGUACUGUAGUGAGUUGCAUAGGAAUUGAUCAGAGGUUAACUUCAACUUGCUUUCAGGAAGUGCUUUUUUAUUUGCAACUAGCAUCUCAGCAAAUACGCUAACUCACACAAAAGAACAGAGGAUCAUCAACUCAAACCACUAUCUCACUCACGGUUUUGAAAACACAAGCGCAAGGCAUGCUGGGAAGCCCACUCUCACACUUAGCAUGCCAUGAGUGAGAUGGUGGUUAGAGUUGAUGACCCUCUCUUCUUUUGUGCUGUUUGUAAAGAGCACCUCGAUGGAGGGGGGUCUCACAUAGGGUGCCGUUGAAGCUAGAACCGUCACGGCACGGGGUCACAUCAUCCUGAUUCCCAGUUCGGAACGCACUCGCCUCGCACUGGAAGCUAAUCUUCUCACAUUCCUUGCCGAGGGAACGCUCCCGUUAAAAAAAAAAGGCUAUCUAAAGUCUGACCCUUCGCCCUCGUUAAAAUGGCGCACAUUCUCUACAUGAUUCCCUUCCUGGGCUCUCGGACCCGUGGCGGCCGGUUCCGCCAUCAGCGUGUAUUAUUGGAGCGCGUUUGCCAUUCUAUUUGUCGUCCCCCGUCACCAAGAACUGCUCAAGCAUCCUCAGCAUGGAUUCUAUUCUAUUUAUUUCUGCCUGAUGGCUCAACACGUCUGAAUGUAGACUCCCGUUGGCUUGGAAUGUCUGUUUUUUUUAUUGAACUGGAAUGUGCUACAGGUCACAUUUGUUCCACUCUGGAAGGGGAAUACCGCCCAAAUAAAGCGCGUGGCCAAGCGGCUGGUCUAGUCCAGUUUGGAAGUGUUGCAUUCUUGUUUAAUUCUGACACUUAAUGCCUCCCGUUCAAGCGCUCACAUCUCAUCCCCCGCCCCCCACGGUGCAUUAGCUGGUCAAUGCAGUAUGACAGAAAUGUCCCUCGGAAUGUGUUUACAUGGAAUGUGCCUGUUUCACAUUUUUUUUCUUGCAUUUGUGUUGUUUCCUGGUGCCAAAGAUGUACUUUUUAUUUUGGAAGUUGUAAUCCUACACACACACACACAAACAAAAGGUUCUGAUGAGGGCUCUUGCCUCACCUGGUUGACGCUGCUGUGAACCUGUUGUAAAGUAUGUAUUUCUUUAUGUCACCACAAGAGAUAAAAAGUGUUAAUAUA
Messenger RNA from Dunckerocampus dactyliophorus (ringed pipefish), 5754 nucleotides. RefSeq names its product angiomotin like 2a (gene amotl2a). The record is from RefSeq and is a predicted model, not a curated record. The transcript is spliced from 10 exons. Gene Ontology annotation, cellular component: cytoplasmic vesicle; plasma membrane; bicellular tight junction. NCBI's taxonomy places the organism in Eukaryota, Metazoa, Chordata, Actinopteri, Syngnathiformes, Syngnathidae. Bases 1662 to 3662 code for a protein of 666 amino acids. Gene Ontology annotation, biological process: actin cytoskeleton organization; angiogenesis; hippo signaling.